AUGUUUGAUAGGAUCGAGAAAACGCCUCGAGUUGUUCAACACAAUAGGACUGAUAUUCAACGUAAGUUUGAAUCGAAUAAUCAUGAUCAACGUAACGGUACAACUCGUCUCAGAUCGCCUAUUCGUGAUAUUAUUCGUCAAAUGUCGGUAAAGUAUAGUCGUUUAAAAGGUCGUAAAAAUAUUGUAUCAACUGAUAAUCUGCAAACAUGGUGUAAUCAAUAUCUUAAUUAUCUCUCUUCAGAUAAAUUGCAUGACGUAUUUGUACUAUAUUAUGAAGCUAUUGAUAUUAAUCAUAUAUUUAUUUAUAUUACUACACCUAUAUUAUUAUCUACAUGUAAAUAUUCAUCUAUAUUAGCUUUUGUUACAUAUAAAAUAACAUGGAAUGAAUUACCUUUACUCAUUUUUGAAACAUCAGAUUUUAAUCGUCAUUUCCAUCCAUUAGGAUUAUGUUUAAUAUCAACAGAUGGAUUCAGUAAAUACAUUUAA
Molecule: messenger RNA, 486 nt
Organism: Didymodactylos carnosus
Lineage: Eukaryota; Metazoa; Rotifera; Eurotatoria; Philodinida; Philodinidae
Source: the annotation of a GenBank genome assembly